ACUGCCCCAGCAUGACGGCAUUAGCUCACGGCUACUUCACCGGUUCCAACGCUUACCGGAGCGUGGUGACGUUUCACUGCCUGCCUGGAUUCGAACUUGUGGGGGAUGAAAGUCUGACUUGCCAAGCGGACAAGACGUGGAGCGGCCCCCUACCAACUUGCGAUGUUGUGAAAUGCCCCGCACAAGCGGCUCCCACCAACGGUGCCAAACACGGCGGCAACCUCUACAACGACGUGGUGACGUUCCUGUGCGUGACAGGGUAUCACCUGGUUGGGAGCUCCAGUGCCAGGUGCCAAGAAGACGGCUCAUGGACUGCGCCGACUCCAACAUGCCCAGGUGAAUUAUCAUGA
Molecule: messenger RNA, 350 nt
Organism: Branchiostoma belcheri (Belcher's lancelet)
Lineage: Eukaryota; Metazoa; Chordata; Leptocardii; Amphioxiformes; Branchiostomatidae
Product: P-selectin-like
Exons: 2
Coding region: 12-350 (112 amino acids)
Source: RefSeq, a predicted model, not a curated record